Molecule: messenger RNA, 3484 nt
Organism: Poecilia latipinna (sailfin molly)
Lineage: Eukaryota; Metazoa; Chordata; Actinopteri; Cyprinodontiformes; Poeciliidae
Product: AP-1 complex subunit beta-1
Exons: 23
Coding region: 257-3214 (985 amino acids)
Biological process (GO): vesicle-mediated transport; intracellular protein transport
Cellular component (GO): clathrin adaptor complex; membrane coat
Molecular function (GO): clathrin binding
Source: RefSeq, a predicted model, not a curated record
CUCUGUUUGUGCUGAUAUUGACAUUUUCUCUCUAAAGAAGAUAAUCAGGAUCUGGUUUCUCAGCAAAAUCUUUUGUUUUCUUUCCCAAUCUGCCACUAUCUAUUCAGGAAAAGAGAGGAAAUCCUUUUAUUCUCCUUUGCUUGCACUUCUAGUGUUUCCUGCUGCUCUUCUAAAGAGUUUCACUUGGGCGAAAGCCCUGCAGUUAUUCUGUUUCAUCCUUUGCUUUUUGCAGGAGAACAGACAGUUUGGAUCCAAGAUGACAGACUCCAAGUACUUCACUACUACCAAGAAAGGGGAGAUUUUUGAGCUCAAGGCGGAGCUGAACAGUGACAAAAAAGAGAAGAAGAAGGAGGCUGUCAAAAAGGUCAUUGCAUCAAUGACAGUGGGGAAGGAUGUCAGUGCUCUGUUUCCAGAUGUGGUGAACUGCAUGCAGACCGACAACCUGGAGCUGAAAAAGCUGGUCUACCUCUAUCUUAUGAACUAUGCCAAAAGUCAACCAGACAUGGCUAUCAUGGCUGUUAACACCUUUGUGAAGGACUGUGAAGACCCCAACCCUCUCAUCCGAGCCCUCGCCGUUCGAACCAUGGGCUGUAUUCGUGUGGACAAGAUCACCGAGUACCUCUGUGAGCCUCUGAGAAAAUGUCUGAAGGACGAAGACCCCUAUGUGAGGAAGACGGCUGCAGUGUGUGUUGCAAAGCUGCACGAUAUCAACGCCCAGUUAGUGGAGGACCAGGGCUUCUUGGACACUCUCAAGGAUCUGAUUUCGGACUCCAAUCCCAUGGUCGUCGCAAAUGCCGUGGCGGCUCUGUCUGAAAUUGCAGAGUCACAUCCCAACAGCAAUCUUCUGGACCUGAACCCUCAGACCAUAAACAAGUUGCUGACAGCUCUUAAUGAAUGCACAGAGUGGGGCCAGAUAUUUAUUCUUGACUGUCUAGCCAAUUACACACCUCGGGAUGAUCGAGAGUCCCAAAGCAUCUGUGAGCGAGUCACCCCGAGGCUCUCGCAUGCCAACUCGGCGGUGGUGUUGUCAGCAGUUAAAGUUUUAAUGAAGUUCAUGGAAAUGCUCCCUAAAGACCUGGACUAUUAUGGCACUCUGCUGAAGAAGCUCGCCCCCCCUCUGGUCACGCUGCUCUCUGCUGAGCCUGAGCUGCAAUAUGUUGCACUCAGAAACAUCAACCUCAUUGUGCAGAGAAGACCGGAAAUCCUGAAACAUGAAAUGAAGGUUUUCUUUGUCAAGUACAAUGACCCAAUCUAUGUCAAACUGGAGAAGCUGGACAUAAUGAUUCGCCUUGCAUCUCAGGCCAACAUUGCCCAGGUGCUGGCUGAGCUAAAGGAGUACGCAACUGAGGUGGAUGUGGACUUUGUGCGUAAAGCGGUCAGGGCCAUUGGCCGCUGUGCCAUCAAAGUGGAGCAAUCAGCAGAGCGCUGCGUCAGCACACUGCUGGAUCUCAUACAGACCAAGGUCAAUUAUGUGGUGCAGGAGGCCAUAGUUGUCAUCAAGGACAUCUUCCGCAAAUACCCCAACAAGUAUGAGAGCGUGAUUGCCACUCUGUGUGAGAACCUUGAUUCCUUGGAUGAGCCGGAGGCGCGUGCUGCCAUGAUCUGGAUUGUGGGAGAGUACGCUGAGCGCAUCGACAACGCUGAUGAGCUGCUCGAAAGCUUUUUGGAGGGCUUCCAUGAUGAAAGCACUCAGGUGCAGCUACAACUACUGACUGCAAUAGUCAAGCUGUUCCUGAAGAAACCCACAGAGACCCAGGAGCUGGUGCAGCAGGUCCUCAGCCUGGCCACACAGGACUCUGAUAACCCAGACCUCAGGGACAGAGGCUACAUCUAUUGGCGUCUGCUCUCCACGGACCCUGUGGCUGCCAAGGAAGUGGUUCUGGCUGAGAAGCCUCUGAUCUCCGAGGAGACGGAUCUGAUUGAGCCGACCUUGCUGGAGGAGCUAAUCUGCCACAUUGGGACUCUGGCUUCUGUCUACCACAAGCCUCCCAGUGCCUUUGUGGAGGGCAGCCGUGGGGUUCAGCACAAGAGACUCCCAGGCAGUGCUGGAUCUGGAGAGAGCGUUGAGAGCCCAGACACGGGCUCUGCAGCUGGAGUUUCUGACGCACCGCCUGCGGUCAUACCGUCCCAGGGUGACCUCCUGGGCGACCUCCUCAAUCUUGAUCUGACACCCCCUGCCACCACUGGACCCCCACCCCCAGCCACUUCUGGCAUGCAGCUGGGCGCCAUGGAUCUCCUUGGAGGGGGACUGGACAGCCUGAUGGGGGAUGAGUCUGAGCCGCCGCCCAUUCCCCUGCGGACGGACACUCCUCAGUCACCUCAGAUCCCGCAUCAGUCCCCGUCGCCCCCAGAUUACAGCCCCACUGAGCUCGGAGGAGACCUUGGAGGAAGUUCGGCCAUGGGGGCUGGUUUCGGUGCUCCUCCAGCUGCGCCGGCAGCCUCAUUCAGCGCUCCUGUUAGCGGCGGACUGGACGACCUGUUUGAUCUUGGAGGUGGCGUCGGUAUGCCCAUGGGCGCCUACAGCCCACCAAAAACAGUUUGGCUCCCAGCCAUGAAGGGGAAGGGGCUUGAAAUAUCUGGCACUUUUGCCCGCCGUGCCGGUGUCAUCCAGAUGGAGAUGACUCUCACUAAUAAAGCAAUGAGUGUCAUGACUGACUUUGCCAUCCAGUUUAACAGGAACAGCUUUGGUCUCGCUCCAGCUGGUCCUCUCCAGGUUCUGACCCCCCUCAGCCCCAACCAGAGCAUCGAAGUGACCCUUCCACUCAAUACGGUUGGACCUGUUAUGAAGAUGGAUCCGCUCAACAACCUGCAGGUGGCUGUUAAGAACAACAUCGACGUGUUUUACUUCAGCUGCCAGUACCCCAUCAGCAUGCUGUUUGUGGAAGACGGGAAGAUGGAGAGACAAGUUUUCCUCGCCACAUGGAAAGACAUUUCUAAUGACAACGAGGCCCAGUUUCAGAUCAAAGACUGCCAUCUCAGCUCGGAUGCAGCCUCCAACAAACUUCAGGGUAGCAACAUCUUCACGAUCGCUAAGCGCACCGUGGACGGCCAGGACAUGCUGUACCAGUCCACCAAGCUCAGCAACGGCAUCUGGGUUCUGGCUGAGCUCCGGGUGCAGACAGGAAACCCGACUUUCACAGUGUGUCUGAAGUGCAGAGCUCCGGAGGUUUCUCAGUGCGUCUUCCAGAGCUACGAGGCCGUGCUGAAGAACUGAGCCGACAUCUGACCUUCCGCUGCGCUGCAUCGACCUCCUGGCACCUUCUUCUGCCCUUUCUCAGCGACGCGUCGACCAGGCCGCAGCCUGGCGCAGCGCAGAAACGCCGUCCUGCAGUCGUACUGUCCUUUCAGUAGACGGCCUCGCCGUCGGUUGUAACCUAUUAGAGCAGCACUUUUAGUUCCCGAAAAGACAGCGGCGAUUUCAGGCUUUCCACCUUUUAAUUAUGUUUAGUUCAGGAUUUUCGCCUUGAGCUAAAUCAUUCGAACA